UUGAGGACAAAAUGUUCACUUGCUGCCUAAUAUAUCCCACCCACUAACAGGUGCCAUGAUGAGGAGAUAAUCAGUGUUAUUGUCAGUGGUCAUAAUGUUAUGGCUGAUCAGUGAAUCGAGCUGCUGCCCUUCCAGUACACCAGUCGGUGCUGUUGCGCUUCACUUUUUCGACACUAAACUACAAGAGAAGAGGGAAAUGAUCUGUUUUAUCUACUGGGAAUAACAACAGACAUGGAGGGGGACUAAAUGUUUUCUCUGCAAAACUCAUGAACCAUUAGACGUGCAUUGUCGUCCUCCAUGUUUUCUAUAAUGCUGUAGCGCAAUUGUAACCGGGUGAAAAUGGACUGCGCGGCGUUUCCUGAGCAAAACACAGAAAGAAGUGUUUGUAUCGUUGGAUCGGAACUAGUGGAGAACUACACGGUUUACAUAAUCGAGGUGAAGGUUGGGGAGCACCGGUGGACCGUAAAGCAUCGAUACAGUGACUUCCAUGAACUGCAUGAAAAGCUCAUUUCAGAGAAGAAGAUUGACAAACAUCUGUUGCCUCCUAAGAAGAUAAUUGGUAAAAAUUCCAAAACCCUUGUGGAAAAGAGGCAGAAGGAGUUGGAGGUGUAUCUGCAAACCUUGCUCAGCCGAUUCCCUGUUGCAGUACCGAAAGUUUUAUCCAGCUUUCUACACUUCCAGUUCUACGAAAUUAAUGGCAUCGCUGCUACCCUGGCAGAAGAUCUGUUCCACAGAGGUGAACAGUUGUUAGCUGCUGGUGAAGUUUUCCUCCUGAGGCCGCUGCAGCUCUAUGCCAUCACCCAACAGCUGAAGCUGGCCAAACCCACCUGCGCCAAUGGAGAUGCCAAGGCGGAUCUUGGCCACAUAUUGGACUUUGCCUGCAGACUCAAAUAUCUCAAGAUCCCUGGGACGAUAGGAGUUGUAGGCUCCAGCAAUAUUAAGGAACACAAUCUACCGUUUGACCUUUCGGUGUUUAAAUCAGUGCUCCAGAUUGAGAUAAAUGACUGCCGUUCAGGACAAAUAAUGGGACUUCCUGCAUUAAAGCCCACUCUGGCUACACUCAGUAUUCAUCGUUCAGCCGCGUCCAUGAAGGAAAUCUUAGUUCCUGAAGCUGCUGAGUUUGCCCAGUGGGAACCCGAAGGCGCGGACAUCGACUGUGCAGUGACAGCGAUUAUUCCAGCCUGGAAGAUACUGACCACCCUGGACAUGAGCCACAAUAACAUCUGCUGCAUUGACGAGUCUGUGAAAUUGAUUCCCGCAGUCGAAUUCCUUGAUCUCGGACACAAUUCCCUGUCCUUGGUGGAAAAUCUCCAGUAUCUCUACAAUCUAGUGCACCUGGAUUUGUCUUAUAACAAGCUUACAGUUCUUGAGGGUGUUCACACUAAACUGGGCAACAUCAAGACCCUGAAUUUAGCAGGGAAUCAGAUUGAAACCCUUUCUGGUCUGAGUAAACUUUACUCCCUUGUGAAUCUGGACUUGAGCAGUAACAAAUUAGCACAGUUGGAUGAAAUAAAGCACAUUGGAAUGUUGCCCUGUUUGGAAAAACUCUCCGUUGCCAGCAAUCCCAUGUGCAUCAUUCCUGACUACAGAACUAAAGUUCUGGCCCAAUUCUGUGACCGAGCAUCAGAGGUCUGCUUAGACGGCACAGUGACCACUGAGAAAGAGUUGGACACCGUCGAAGUGCUGAAAGCCAUUCAGAAAGCCAAAGAAGCAAAAGACAGAAUGGCCAACACUGAAAAAAAGAUUAGUGAUGUCCCCAAACAGACUGAUGCAGGGCCGAAUCCCUCAUCCUCCAGCUCGGUCACUGCUCCACAGUCUUCCUCCUCUUCUUCUUCUUCUCCGCUUCACUGUGCCAGCUCCAGCCAAGAAAUAGCCUGCAAAGAUGACGCCUUUCUUACCAAAGAGAUAUUGACUCAUGUGGAUUCUACACUUACCCAGCGAUGCUGUAUUAACUACCCCACAACCUGUGAGGUUGUACCUCAGGUUAGAACUCAACUUACUACCUGUUCAUCUUCAGAGAUCACUUCGAAGCAGAGGCAUGAAACAUCUGGCUGCUUUUACUGUGAAGAAAACCAUGAAUCUUGGACCAACAGAUGCUCCACACCAGUGCUACCCCUCUGCUAUUUGUCCUACACCACCAACAACUUGGACUUCAUUACUCGACUUUCCGAUUUGAUCUGCCAAACAGAUACGGGAAGUAGAACGUCCAGCGAAUGUAAGACCUCCUCUGUGGAAGUGCCUGAGCAGGGCAGCCCUGACUCUGGGGGCAGUUACUUUGAGAUGGGCCCAGAUCACCGUGAUGAGAUCAUGGGCUGCUCUUCUUCCUCCACAGUUCAGGAGAGUGAAUCUGAAAAUGUGGAAAGCUUAAACGUUCAAAUAAAUCUGAUAGUCUGGUCUCAUUGCAUCACUGUCAGCCAUGACGGAGGUCUGAAUCAGAUGCCGUGCUGUUUGGCUGCAACGGAUAAAGCAUUGGUGGUUUUUCAGACAGAGUCCGAAGACACUCCACAUAACUUGGAGGAGCUAAUGGACUGCAUUAAAGUUGCACUGAUUGUGCCAUAUUCAGACAUGGAGGCAUUUUGGUUUGACGUUCCAGACACUUGCAUCUCCUUAAGGUUGACAUCCAGCGCCACACGAUGGUACUUCUUCUCAGAUGGACAAAAUUUGAAGGAGAUCCACUCCCAUGUGAACUUGCUUCUAGAUAGAACUGAAUCUGAACACAUCAGUGGACAGUCUAAGGUCCAGGUGUUUAUUCAGCAGUUCCUAAAUACCUGGGAAAUCGAAGAGAACGAUAGCGGAGCGAAAAGUGGAUACAUAGCUCACAUGUUGGACCGUGCCUCAUUGGUUCAAAGAAGUCAAAAGAGUUCUGUUCCCUCUGACAUUUUAUCUCCAGUCCAUGAAAGCCAGACCUCCAUCCCAUUACUUCUGUUCCUCACGACACGACAUCUCUGCGUGCUCAAGGUUGAUUUUGUAGCCAUGGCAUCAAAACCCAAUGGAAAUUGCAUACGAUCUUGCGCCAAAUUAACCAGAAUUCCACUUGCAUCUACAUUGCUGAACCCCAAGCAAAGUCAAACCGGAAAAAGCCGUUCAGUCACCCAUCGGUUUUGUGAUGGCCAUGUUUUAGAGCUUAUGGCAGGGCAUGAGCACCUAGCUGCCAUUUUCGCUCUCCCCCAUGACAAGUUUCUGUUUCUGAAGCAGUUUGCCCAGUUCCGUGCCAGCCUUCAAGACAUCAAGACCAUCGCUUUGCUGCAGACGAGUAAACGCCACCGGAGAGUGAGCAGCACAACGCCUAGCAAAGCUAUCCAGGAAAAGAGUGUUUCUCAGGACACGCAGAAACCCCAUUUAACCUUGUCUCUGCUCAACCCUGGAGACUCGCUUAUCCAGCAGCUCUCAGAUGAAAACCAGUGUCCGUCCCACCUCUCUCUGUCUCCAGCCCUGCGUCACCUUUCCACACUGAAGGGCGAGGAGGUUAUCAUCUUCUUCCAUGACAACAUCGCAGAGGUAGAGAAUGAAGAACUGAAGCACAUCUUGUGGACAUCUGUGCUCUUCUACAAAUCCCCUGAUGUGGAGUUGACUGCCUGUGUUAUGCUGUCCACCAAAGCUGUUUACUUUAUCCUGGAUGAUGUUGCGUCCACGCUCAGUGAUCAAGCUUUGAUGUGGACCUGGCACCCGUCAGACCACAGGGACACAGAUUUCCUCAUCUCUUUUUGCUUCGCUAUGAAGCUGAAUGAGCUGCAGAGCGUGAACGUCGGACUGUUUGACCAGUACUUCAGAGUGGUGGGUCCCUCUCCAGAGCACAUCAUCUCAUGCCUGACCAGAGACAGCUACAGCACACACCACUUUCUCCAGCAGCUGAUGAGUGUGUUGUCUUUACUGGAGACGGCACCCUCCCCAGAGCCCUCAGACCAAGACUUCUACACACAGUUUGGCAAGAAGAGCACAGGCAAAAUGGAAAACUACGAACUGGUGCACUCAAGCCGGGUGAAGUUUAUCUACCCGAGUGAGGAGGAGAUCGGUGAUUUGACCUUCAUUGCAGCAGAGAGGAAGGGCCCUCAGGGACCUCCGCACUCGUUUAACGUUCUCUUCUACGCCCUGGUGUUCCAGGUGCAGAGCAGUCCGGGUGCGAGGACCGAGCUACAGCCGAAAAGCCUCGUUCUGAGUAGCACACAUGUCUUCCUAUUAGACGAGGACUACAUCAGCUACCCGUUGCCCCAGUUCGCCAAAGAGCCACCUCAGAGGGACAAAUACAGACUCACGGAUGCCCGCAGGAUACGAGACCUGGACCGCGUGCUCAUGGGAUAUCAGCCGUACCCCCAGGCGCUCACGAUGGUCUUUGAUGAUGUGCCUGGACCUGAUCUACUGUGCCAUCUCACAAUGGACCAUUUCUCAGAUGAGAAGGAGCGGAAACGGAUGCAAGGUGGUGAUGGAGCUGGGAGCGAAGUGCAGUGGUGUAUUUUUGUGCCAGGUGCAGACAGCAGGGAGAGACUGAUCUCACUCCUGGCUCGCCAGUGGGAAACGCUGUGCAGCCGGGAACUUCCGCUGGAGCUCACGGGCUAACGGAGGCUGAAAGGUAACAGAUCUAGGAAGACCGUGCUUUAAAAAGUGACUCGGCUCAGUCUUAGCUUCAGUUUUAGUCUCAGCUUUAGUUUUCUUUCUGAAGUCUUCAGGCCAGGUUUGGGCAUUAUGAAUUAUAAAUGGUGAUGAUGACACAGUAUUGGUCAACUGAGAUUUUUAUGCAAAAUUUAUGCACAAAGGAGAUACCACUUCCUUACAAAUAAACAGCAAUAAAUAAACAAAUAAACUAACAUCAGUUCAGCUACUUACAUUUGACAAUUCAGUGCUCUCUGUUAUUGAUUUAUCGGUAGUUUAUUUACAGCAGCAUUACUAAUGUCCAAAUCUUUUGUGCACAGAUACAAAUUCUGUUUUAUUCCAAAUACCGGAGACGUAAUGACUGUAUCAUUCAUAGGACCCGCUUAAUCAGACCACUGAUAAGGAAUUUUGGCAGACAUUGCAUUUCGGAUGUCCUUCAGUGUCCACACACGUCAUCCCUUUUUAGCGUACGGGUCGGUCGUUAUGCUAACCCGAGGAUGAACUCCGAGCUAGAUUUUCUGGUUCUUAGUGCUGCUAGUUAACGUUACACUAAACAACAUAUUUAGAUAUUUAAGGCCUUAAAGGUGCAGGAGUUGAUUUUUAAUUUUUUUUUUUUCCCUAUUCUGUACUCAAGAUAUGUAGAACAUUUAGUUCAUCAGUUAAACCAUGGCUUUAGCAAAAGUUUAUUAAUUUGCUGAGAAAACAUGUUUGGAGAACUGAUUUUUAAUAAACACUAUAAUCGGUCACUGAGACCUUGGGGGGGCGGAGCUUUGUGAACAUGAAUGGGGAGGGGGAAAGAUUCAUUUUAUCUAGUGACUUCCAAGUUAGAGGCUAGCGGUGGUUAGCCAGAUAAAACUAAAACAACUACCUAAAAUGAAAAUUCUGUUAACUAAUAUUAAGCACGGAGCAAUUUCUGUCCCUCUGUGUUUAUUUUUUUAAUAAUAUACUCCAUGCAGAACUCCUUUAAAUCAGUCGUGUAAGUAUGGUCUUCUUAAUUGUUGAGAUGUUUUAUGAACAGCCAUUAACCCUACCUAUACUUUUAGCUUAUUUUUGCUACAAAAAUGAAUCUUUUUUUUUUUUUUAACGAAUACUAUUUCAUCGCCCAGCUCUGCUCUUUAUGAGACCUGUGAUAAGGACAGUGUAGUUAACAGUUAACAAAUGAUCAUAUCGAUAACCACUGUGUUGCUGGUGUAGUACUGGAGUCACGGCAGCUAAAAGUCUUUCAUAGUGAUUAAGGUGCAACUAUUAAAGAAAGCCUUCUGGUUCCUAAAGAUUACGAGAGAAGAGUCCAGAUGCUCUGAAUCCGUUUACUAGACCUGCAAAUUAAACGAAAGCAGAAAACCUUCAAAGGGAAAACUAAAGCUAAUAAAAAAACUGGAGCUAAAACGUUGCUGCUUCUUAUCAUCAUGUAGGACAAAGGAAGGAAAGAAAAAUCCUCCCAGCUUACACACACACACACACACAUACACAUAUUCUAACAUUCUUACUGAACUCUUUCGACACAAAGCAUCCUGGGAAGUUAUGUGUAGAUUCCACACGAGUGUAAUAUUUUCUUUUUCUUCUCCUGGCUUCAACCUUCUCUCUUUGCUCCUAUCCUAUUUAUCUGCUGCUGUGUACAAUCUACCCGAUGUAAAUAACCGAAAAGAA
Molecule: messenger RNA, 6234 nt
Organism: Hemibagrus wyckioides
Lineage: Eukaryota; Metazoa; Chordata; Actinopteri; Siluriformes; Bagridae
Gene: nisch
Product: nischarin
Exons: 21
Coding region: 340-4554 (1404 amino acids)
Cellular component (GO): cytoplasm
Molecular function (GO): phosphatidylinositol binding; protein kinase binding; integrin binding
Source: RefSeq, a predicted model, not a curated record